Messenger RNA from Pneumocystis murina B123, 1227 nucleotides. RefSeq lists its product as hypothetical. Bases 1 to 1227 code for a protein of 408 amino acids. NCBI's taxonomy places the organism in Eukaryota, Fungi, Ascomycota, Pneumocystomycetes, Pneumocystales, Pneumocystaceae. Gene Ontology annotation, biological process: endoplasmic reticulum inheritance; septin ring assembly. The transcript has 6 exons. Gene Ontology annotation, cellular component: cortical endoplasmic reticulum; perinuclear endoplasmic reticulum; endoplasmic reticulum membrane. The record is from RefSeq and is a predicted model, not a curated record.
AUGGGGUUUAUUUAUUUUUGUUUAAAAAUAUUCUUAUCAACUAUUUCUUUUGGACAGCUUAUUUUAUCCAUUCCUUUAUCUUUUGAUGUAGGAGGGCGAAUAUCUGGAUUGGCGUAUACCCUGUCUCUUGAAGUAUUGUAUUUUUUUAUUUGUCUUUUUUCUAUUUUGAAAAAAAGCCCAAAAAUAAGGCCUUUUGUACAAAUUAUUACGUUAAGUCAAUUUUUAAUGGUUCCUUCGUUGAUGAUUUAUUUUCUGGACACUAUUUCUGAGAAAUCUACGCCUUCAUUAUUUAUACGUAUUUGUACGCGUAUAUGGCUGGCCUUUUUGACACGUUCUACGCCUAUUUUUACGUUAUUAGAAGGGUUUACAUCUUUACUUGUUAUUCAAGCUGUUGGGCAAUUUGUUAAAUGGCUUGUAAAUAAUUGUUCUGAUUGGUGGAUGAUUUUUCUUCUUUCUGGAUCAGGGGGGAUUCUUUCUGCAUCUUUUUAUUUUCUUUAUCAAAUUUAUACAUCUCUUAUUGUAACAGUGCAAAACGCAACAUUGAUAGGCAUUCUUUUGACAUGUGCUAUAUUUGUUUGCUCAUUUAGUAUUCAUACAGGACGAGGGAAUGUAGUUGAAGGAUCGCUUUUGUUUGCUUAUUUGGUGUAUUCUGUGUAUAUGAUAUCUAGUGAUCUUCAACCAUCUGGAGAUAUGUUGAAAGAGAAAAACAUAAAUAGAAAUGGAUCAGUUUUGCCCUUUCCUCCUAUUAUUAUGGAAAGUUAUACGACUAUUGUGUCUUCAAUUGCUUUUAAGAUACCCAAGGCAUUAUGGCGCACUGUAUUUUUUUUAAAAGCGAUUACUUCUACUAUUACGCCAAGUAUUAUUAUAUCACUUGUUUAUCGUCUAAUUGUUCUUUAUUCUGCUACUUUUAUUGUUCCUGCCGUACGAAGUGUUUAUCGAGGUGUUGAGCAUGUUCCUUCCCUAGAUAACAAAGAGCUUACUUCACGAAUCAUGAAUAUUUUAAUAUCUUUUUCACCUUGUGUUUUAAUUGCUGUAUAUACUCAUUUACUAUUACAGCAUUUUUCUCUUCAUGGUCAUGAUGCAUUAAUAUUUGGUAUUCAAAUGGGAUCUGUGUUAAUUUGGCGCUGGUUGACUGCUUUUAUGGUUGUUGGAUUUUAUGCCAUAGAAAUCUUACUGGGUGAUGAAACAACUAGUGAUAUUUUAAUAUCACAUUGGAAAGCAUAUUGA